Molecule: messenger RNA, 6286 nt
Organism: Pristis pectinata (smalltooth sawfish)
Lineage: Eukaryota; Metazoa; Chordata; Chondrichthyes; Rhinopristiformes; Pristidae
Product: protein TASOR-like
Biological process (GO): protein localization to heterochromatin; negative regulation of gene expression, epigenetic
Cellular component (GO): heterochromatin; nucleoplasm
Molecular function (GO): chromatin binding
Source: RefSeq, a predicted model, not a curated record
AUGGCGCAGGGACUUUAAGGAACUGGGCCGCGCUGUUCACAGACACAUAGAUACGUUCUUAUGCUAGUUUAAAACAAAAUGGCUUCUCACAGCGAUACUGAAGAGAAACGAGUCCCGUUUUUGAAAGAAGGUAGUCGGGAGAGGCACCCGAGUAAUGAGAACGGGGCUGGAGCUGCCGGCAGGGCGAAGUCAUCAUUUCUCUUCCGAAACGCUUCGAAAUCCAAACAACAAAAUGGCGAACAAAUCAACGGGCCGCUGGCAGGAAGCGCCCCUGGGCUGCUCCGAGCGGACACGGCUGCGGCUCCCAACGAAUUCGCUGCAGAAAGCGAGGAGCGUGGAGCCACAGCCGUUCAGAAAACCGCCGAAGAUCUUGUUCGGAAGAGUUUUCAGAUCCCAAAGAAGAACAAAGAAAAGAAAGACCUCUGUCAACUAGUACCAGUGGGCCCCAGAGAAUUUAAACAAGACAUUUUGAAAAUUCUCAAUUCUUCUUGCCUGGAGUCUUCAUCAAGUGCUAACUUUACCUACACGAAAGCUAGGUUGGUUCAUAAUGAAAGACUAGAGAGGGAGUAUGUGGAGAAAAGGAAAGAAAUGAGAAAUGAGGGCCGAACUGAAAAGGAGUUGGCAGAGUCUUAUGCAUUCUUGCUGCUUGACACAUCUCAGGUUCCCACUAUUUGUGAGAAAGGAUUGGCUGUGGGAAAUUCCAAAGUAACCAUUCUCGGAAAUCCUACAAUGGGUAUCUAUCUUUCAAAAUACUGUGAUGUACUUCAACCCAAUCCAUUGGAUAAUGGAAGAAAGGCAGAGAUAAUAAUUUUCAAAAUCAUAAAGGGAAGGGUAAAAGCUGUCUUUGAAACACUACAAAGAAUUUCACACCCUCCAACACCAAAACACGAUUGUCAUGUUUUUAGAAACCUUGACCGGGUCAUUUCGCUGUUCACUUACAGAGCAUUUGAUCUUACCCAGUUUUAUCUUUAUGAAUUUGGAAAUGAAGGCAUAAGGCAAUACCCAAGGCAUGUUUGCCCCUAUGCUGUGGUAUCUUUCAUUUAUCAGGAAAAUAAAAUUCCUAACAUGUCCAAACCAGUUACGAUGAGCUUACAAGAGAAUCAUUCAGGGAAGUCUUACUACACCAUCUGGAAAGGACAGCUUAUGAACAAAGGGAGGUUUCUGUGCUUUGGUUCUUUGCAGUCAGCUACCCAACCAUUUCUGCCAUUCAAAUUGCCUGAGAAACUUGACAUCAAUACGGUAAUGAGUGUUGAUUGCUUGAAAAAUAAAAUUCCAGUGACUGUAUUCCGAAAACAACUUUCUCUGGGACGCCGAGAAGUACUGAAGAGUGGAUUGUAUUAUAGCUUGUAUGAACUUGUGGAACAAAGCAAAACGGGAAGGAAUUUGGAGCCUCUGCUUCAUAAACUAGAGGAGGAAAUAUUAAAGCUAACAAAAAAUUAUACCAUCUAUUCUGUUGAACUUGUAUGCCGAAUUCUUAUAAAACCCUUGGAUGAUCGUGGAUUUCUGCUUUUAUUUUCUCCCUUAGAGAUGGCAGAUAAUGAAUCUCAAAACUCGAAGCCCAAGUUUCUUCAAGCACUAUUUUUGUUUCCAGAGUCAAGAAUGAAUGGUGUUGAAAACGUGAGGAGAAAUACUAAAUGUAUUCCAACUGUACACAAUGACCCCGAGGCAAUACCCCAGCUGUCAAAGAUUAUACCUGCACUACAUUUCGCUCUGGAUAAAAUUCGAAAGAGCUGCCUUCAGGAAAAGGCUUGGCCCAGGGAGGCUAGUGCAAUGAAUAUUGAAAGGCUUGCACACUGUAUAUCUGACAAAGAUGAUCUUGGAUUGAAAAGAAAAUUGGAAUUUGUUUCUGAGCGGAGUCACAAGCAAAUGAAGAUCAAUCAAGGGUCAUUGGGAGAGGAUGCAUCCAGGUUAUCUGAAUCAGUGCCUCAAGUGAUGAAUGGACUUGGUUUUGGUGAUACUGAUUUAAGACCGCAUGAUCAAACCACAGCAUUGGCUCCAGAUACUCAAAAACUUGUUGGCUUGCUGCUUGAAGUACUUAAAUCUUCCACUUGUCAGAAUCCUGGAACAGACUUUGAGUUCAACCAGGAAGUAAGGAUGUCGGUUUGCCCUAAUAGUGUUGACCUUCAACAAAACAGCGUGGAUGAUGGUUGGGAUCAAAGCAAUGUUUCAAUUAACGAGGAAACAAAACUGAAUCAGCAAAGCAUUGAUGGUCAUACACCACAGAAUGAACCAACAAAAGAGGAACACUCCCAAAAAGAGAUUGUGUCUGGUCUUGAACAAGAAAGUCCUGGAUUAGAUAUGAAAUCACGGAUUGAACAACUGUUCUAUUUACCACCAGAGGAUUCAUGUCCUGAUGAUCCACGGGUUAUAAAUCGGAAGUCAAAUAUUAAUCAUUAUCAGUCGCCUUCAGAUUCUGAUACUGGAGUAGGCAGCGUUUUAAAAGAAUAUUCCAAGGAUUUCCAUCACCCUGUUGCAACUUGUGGGACCAAUGGCCAUUUGUUUGAUCUAAAAGAUGAUUCGGCUUCAGCAAUUGAAAAUACUGUUAAAUUAGAGUACCACAAAUUCUCGGACAAAAUGAAGCAAUUGCUCAAGAGAGAGAAAGUUCAAUAUGGCUCUGACAACAAAAGACUGAUGCUUUCUGCUGCACAGAAGGUUUCGAUGCUUUCCAAAUAUUCAAGUAUUCAAUCACACCAUAUUCCUGUCCAAAGGUACAUAAAUCAAUUACGCAAAAGGAUGAACUCAAUAAUUUCUGACUCGUGUCCUGAUGCGUCUCGCACAAAUUUCCAUCUUUAUCCAUCUCCAGAACUAGUUCAGAGAAAGCAAAAAAAGAUUGAAGUCUGUGGUGAAAUUGUACAGCCGUGCACAGAUUCACAGCUAAAAGCCUUUCUCUGCUUGACAGAAGAGUCCAGCCAAUGUAGCAAAUCAGUGCAUGAAGAAUCAAUUCCCUGUCAAAACAUUAGGGGGCCUGAAAAGGGUCCAGAAAGUGUUGUCUCACUUGCUGAGAAUAUUGUGCAUUUGCAACGAAAGUCUGGACAAAGUACCUUUGAUUCAAAUUGCACAAUUACAGUGGGAGAGGAUUCAAGUUUGACAUUGGAUCAAACUCUGAGCUUUGGGAACCAGCAGGAAACAGCAUGUCCGUUGCAAGAAUCCAGUGGAAUUGGAGGACUUUCUGAACCACAACCAUGUCUAACCAACUUAAUUCAAAGAUUAAACCCAGAAGUCUUUUGCAGCCUGGUUGAAAUUAUCAAGGAUGUUCAGAAGAAUACAGUGAAGUUUUACAUUUAUGAGGUGGAGAAGACUUCUGUGUGUGCAGAAAUUAAGGAAUAUUUAACUGGAUUAGGUAAUAAGGAGUGUCAUCCAGAUGAGUUUUUGAAAAGAAAAGAUGGUUCUGUGGAUAAAUUACUAAUUAUAAUUCAGAAUGAAGACAUUGCAUCUCACGUACACAAGGUCCCAUUCUUGACCUCAUUAAAGAAGUUAUCUCGUGUCAGUUUUGCUGGAGUGGAUAGCUUGGAUGAUGUACAGAAUCAUACGUACAAUGAACUGUUGUGUCCUGGUGGCUUUGUGGUGUCAGAUGAAACAGUUCUGAAUCCUGAAUGUAUUUCAGUUGAAAAACUCCAGAUAUUCCUGGACUUCCUCAAAGAUUUGAGCACUCCUGAAAGCAAAUGGGUCUGGAAAGUUCACUGCAAAAUACACAAGAAGUUAAAGGAGCUGGCAAGGACCAAUACAGCAGCCUUCAAUAUACUAUCCCUUCUGAAUAAAUAUCAGAAAUGUAAUUUAGUAGAAGUUCUGUCUUAUCAUGAUUGUGACUCCAGAUCACGAAGCACAAUUGAAUUAGACUGUUUAAUCAAACUGCAAGCUCAGACCAUACAGCACAGACAUGUGGUUUUCCUGACUGAAAAAUUUAUGGAGCCCCUUUCCAAUUACUCAGAGUGUGGUGUGGUCGUGGCUUGUGUUGAUGACCUUGUGAAGAACUUCAAUAGCCUUAUUGGCUAUCAUAGUUCAAGCAUGGAAGAUAAACAGCUACUAAGAUUAGGAUCUCAAGAUAGCUUGCAAGGUACAUUUUCUUCCAACUCCUUGGAGUUGGCAGAAGUGGAAAAUGCUGAUGCAGAAAACUUGCGAACAAGUGAAGGAAACAAUGAAGAAGAGGAUAUGUCAUUAGACUCUGAAGAUAACUCACCGCAGAUAGAAGUCUGUAGUGAGAAAUCUGAGGCUCUGAAUGUUGCUAAUAUUUCACAAAGUGAACUACAAAGGACUAAAGGAAAGGGAAGCCACUCAGAUGAGUCCAUACAGCAGGCAUCGGGGGACAUUCAGAGCAACCCAUCAGGGGAUGCAAUUUCAAAACUGACCGAAACCGAUAUUCCUGCAACCUCUUUGCAAAUGGUCAAAGCAAAUGGCAAAGAUUCAAAAAGAGGAGCAGGAUUUACAUACAGUAGUUCCUUCUACUCACAUUCACAAAUAGAAUCAAACUACAGGAAUUUUAAUGUAAUUACUCAGAGAUUUCUAGCAAGUGGAAUUGAGCCAUCAUAUAUUUCAUCUCUGGAUCAGAACUGCCAAAACACUGAUAGUUACUAUUCAUCUGGAUAUGAUCAAAAUUUAGCUUAUAAUAAAAACUGGGAAAAUUCCUGGCACACAAGCAGUGUACCAAGCCUGUCUUACCAGCAGCGACGACAAAAGAAACGUGAGCAGUAUCAUUAAAUUUAGUAUUUUUGGUGAUCUUUUCAAUGAAGAGUUUUGUAAAUUUAUUUGGGUUGAAUGCAUCUAGUUAUUACACCAUUGUAUUUGUAUUUUUUUCCCUUAUUCUCUGCUUGAUCCUGAAAGGAUUAUUGUCAUGGACUAAUAGACAUAUUAUAGUGACCUUGUUGUUUGAAACUGAAACUGUUGAGUUAGAUUUUUAAAUUUCUAUUACAGUAACCACAAUUCCUCCUCAAAGCUUGCUGCUUAAAAAUUACCUUAAGACUAAAACUCCACAAAAUCAAAAGGAAGUUUUUUUGUUUUGGAACAUUUCUGCUUUUUUUAAAAAAUGGUCAAUCAUUUUCUGGUGCAUUUUUAUUUGUAAGAAUUCAGGUCUUGCAGUCAGAAUUGUACAGAGAUCUGGAUAUUGGUCACAGUUGCUCUGUUGUAACUGAUGGCCACUUGUACUUUUUAAAAAAGAGAAACUGAACUGAGCAAAUCAAACUGUACUGUAAGCACUUCUUAAACUUUAUAGCAUGUUACACUGAUAUUUAAUCAGUUUGUGAAUAAACUCUAACGGUUAUUGGCUGUUUGAUCCAUUUCAUAUUGUCAGCCUGAUCUAUGUAAAAAAAGUGUAGAUUGAGCUAUUUGAUUAAAGGAUAUUUUUAAUUUUACAGAAAAAUGACAAACUUCUGACUUGCAGUUAAUCUUUUGAUAUAGACUUAAUUUAUUUUGUACAAAUGUUUCAUGAACUUUUUUUAAUUUUAUUCAUGUGUGGUUUUUUCUCUGGUCAUAGUGUUUUAUUUAAUGGCCUUGCAUCAGUACACUGGACUGGUUGUUAACUAGACAAAUUCAUUUACCUCUGUUGGUCUAUUUUACCACUUGUUCAAUCUAGCAUUAAAUAAAACACUUGCAUACAAAUUAACUUGAAUGUUUGUGUACCUGUGUUUAUAUCUGCAAAUAUAUAGUAAAGCUGUUUCUUACUGUAUAUUAAUAAAAGUUAAAAAUACUUCUAAAUAAGUGUCAUCUGUUUUCCUGUGAAAGCUGUUUUUAAUCAAAACUAUAUAGUUCUAAUCAGUGGGCAUAAUAAAUUUGAAGACUGCUACAGCGAAUGCCCUGAUCCCCAUCCAAGAUGUGGGCACUGUGAGUGGAAUAUAGGUUUUGUUUUGCAGUUUUGUAUAAUAGCCCAAGAUUUAUUGAAAUGAUGUUUUUCUGUUGAAAGCACAAUACUCGAAGGAUUGCAUCAAGGGAAUUUGUUAAUUUCAAUCAGGUAAGUUGCAGUGUGCAUACAUUGUUAAUUUACUUUCAUUAUAAACUGGUCUGACGGAGGUCCAUUUUUCAAAGUUGCAGUUUUAAAAAAAAGUUGAAUAAGUACAAUUCCCAGAUGCACUACUGUAUGGUGGCUGUCAGUACCUGAACUAAUUGAAGCUUUCUACAAUUGUAAUCAUAUGAUUUCCUCUCCAAAUAUGUUUUUAAUCCACAUCUGGUUCUGUUGUAGAUUGAUGGCCAUGAUUUGACAACUGCAUUAGUAUUUUAUCUUGCCACUACUAGUCUGCUAACAACUGAGAAUUUAGAAAUUGCUAGACACUAGCAUAACAAUAUUUUUGUAAGUGGG